AUGGCUUCGAAUUUGUCCACUCGAGCGGUCAGGUCCGCCUGCAUCGCAUCGAGAGCCGCUACUCGUCCCAUUGCGACCCUUGGCCACCGCCGCACCUUCGCCUCGGGCCCAGAAUCCUCGACCGGCGAGGCCGCUCCGCCUCGAUGGUCAUACACUCCGCCGCGCACGAAGGCGCCAUUCAGCCUGCGGAUGCACUCGAAGCGCCCCGAUUUCCACGUCAAUGCAGACCCGGCCGUGCUGGACCAGUUCUAUACCCGCAUGCUGGGCAAUGAGGGUGAGAAGAUGCUCUCGGAGGAGACGAAGUGGCUGGCUGUUACGCAUAAGAGCUUCGAUCAAGGACGCCGAGGGUUCAACGAUCGAUUGGCCUUCCUCGGAAAACGGAUCGUGCAGUUGCAGGCUUCGCUCGCUCUCGUGCAAAACCCCGCGACCGCGACCUCACCCAUGGAGAAGGACGAGCAUGGUCGCGUGCCAUUUGCUCACCCGGCGCUGGAUGGACUGAAGAACCUUUCUUCAAGCACCAAGAGUUUCCUGACGGACCGGGCAAAGCUGGCUGAGCUUGCGCAAAAAUACGAUAUGCAGAAGGUCCUUCGCUGGUCGCCCAGAAAGCCCGACAACCUCCACGCUUCCGGCCUCGAGUUGGUUCUGGCGCACACCAUGUACGCGGUCGUGGGUGCGGUUUCGUUGGAGAAGGGAGGACACAUUGCGAACAAGGUGGCUCAGGAGCGGAUACUCGAGCCCUUGGGAAUCAAGACGGUCUCGUGA
Molecule: messenger RNA, 762 nt
Organism: Penicillium cinerascens
Lineage: Eukaryota; Fungi; Ascomycota; Eurotiomycetes; Eurotiales; Aspergillaceae
Product: mitochondrial 54S ribosomal protein mL57
Exons: 3
Coding region: 1-762 (253 amino acids)
Biological process (GO): RNA processing; mitochondrial translation
Cellular component (GO): mitochondrial large ribosomal subunit
Molecular function (GO): ribonuclease III activity; structural constituent of ribosome
Source: RefSeq, a predicted model, not a curated record